Molecule: messenger RNA, 3462 nt
Organism: Kalmanozyma brasiliensis GHG001
Lineage: Eukaryota; Fungi; Basidiomycota; Ustilaginomycetes; Ustilaginales
Product: Exocyst complex, component 1/SEC3
Exons: 1
Coding region: 1-3462 (1153 amino acids)
Biological process (GO): Golgi to plasma membrane transport; exocytosis
Cellular component (GO): exocyst; plasma membrane
Molecular function (GO): phosphatidylinositol-4,5-bisphosphate binding
Source: RefSeq, a predicted model, not a curated record
AUGGCGACUCAGGCUUCCACUUCGCAGCUCAAUGUCAACGGCAACGGAGCGGGCGCCGCCGGAGCCAACAAGACAAAGGAGCUCUUCAACGCCGCCCUCCAAGCUCGACACCCGACCAACGCCUACAUCGCCCACCUCAAGAUCUGGGAGGAUGUAGCUCAAGACGGAGCCCCCGUCGAGGCUUCAACAGCUGCAGGCGCAACCAAAAAGGCAAGAUACCUCAUUCUAGCGGUACAAAAGGAUACGGGCAAGGUCACCAUCAACAAGGCCAAACGUAACGCCAACGGCAGCUUCAGCAUCGGCAAGGAUUGGGAUCUCAACACACUGCGAGAGGUCAACGUCAUCCAGCCGGACGUCUUCAGCAUCACCCUCAGCCGACCCUAUCAAUGGCAAACGCAACAGCCUGCAGAGCAGCAGCUCUUCUUGCAAAGCUUGGUAAAGGUCUAUCGCAAAUACACUCAGGACAAUGGACCGAGGUUGGUGGGUAUCGAUGUGCCGACCUCGUCCAGUUCAGCGAGUCUUUCUGUCGCCGACGCUGCUAGUAGCCGUCCUUCGUCGGGAUAUCAUAUCGAUGACUCGCCGCUUGCGUCGAUCAAUGGAUCCACUUCCGCCGCGUCCGCGCUUCCUGCUUCAACUCCAUCGACAUUGGCACCAAGAGCAUCGCCUGUCCGACGCAUGUCGAAUGACGGAAGUCCGGCUCGCAACUCCGAAAGCUCGAGCAUUUAUGAGAGCCCUACCAAGAGCAAACGUUCAGGCGGACUCCAGUCCAGCCCUCUGAAACGACCUGCACAGCUUCCACCUCAAUCCUCAAAUGAAUCGCUGCCAUCCACAGCGAGGCUUGCGAUACCGAGGCAGGCUCCUCCACGCAAGAGCAGCGGCGAUUCCAUCUCCAUCAAGAGCGGUAGCAGCGGAGGUCUAGCGGGCGGUGGAGGAGACGCUCGAGCGCGACUAAGCUCCAUCGAGCCGAUCCGAGGCGGUGCUGCUUACGAGCGCAUGCUUCUGGCUGGCACGGGGCUCACUGGCGUCACGGAAGUCGACGACGACGACGAGCAGGCAGAAGACGAAGAUCCAUACGGAGGUGCUGUUCUCACAGACAAGGAUGCCGUACCGGACACGUCGACGGCAUCGAAGCGUGCUACGCUGGGACGACCAGCCGUCGCUCGCAUCGAGACGCAGCUGAGCGAAAGGAGCAGGGGCGCCGACGAAGCGGAUCUAGACGAGGACGAAAAUCAGACUCUGGUGGCAGUGGAAGAGAUCCUCGAGGGUCUGGAAUGGCGCAACGCAGGCGCCAACGGCUACGGUAUCGCCUCGGGCAAAGGUACCGCCGACGUCAUCGAGGCUCGUCUUCUGGAUGAGCUGUCGGCACUCGAGUCGGCCAACAUCCACGCCAUCAUCGAGUCCGACGACCGCGUCGCCCUCGUCGUCAAGCACAUGGAAGAGGCGCUCGCCGAUCUCGACAUGAUGGAUAGCAUGAUCGCCGGCUUCAAGGUGCAGCUCAAUUCUCGAUUGGACGAUGUCUCGCACAUCGAGUCGCAGAACCGAGGUCUGCAAGUCCAGACGUCGAACCAACGUACGCUCAUGGCUGAGAUCGAGAACCUCAUCAACACCAUCAACGUUGACGAUGAUGUGAUAAACACGCUCAGCGCAGGACGGCUAGAGAACGCAGAUGGAGUUGCUCAGCUCGAGUCGGCCGCGGCAUCGCUCUACAAGUCGAUGCUGCAAGCGCGUACGGACGGCGACGAUGGUGGAGCUGACAUGGCCGCUGCAGCCGAGAAGCUCGCCGAGUACGAAGCCAUCUCGUCUCGAUUCUGCAAGCGCGUCCUUGAGUACCUCAACAUCACCUUCAACGUCGAGACGCAGCGUCUGCUUUCAGAUCCUGCGCGUCAAAAGGCACUGCAACCACCACACCCGUCGUUGCCAGACCAUGCUUCCAUGGAAGAGGUGCUGGGUCAGUACUGCGGCCUGCUGCUAUACAUGAAGGAAGUGUCCGCGCAAACCUUCUCGCGCGUCUCUGCAGCCUACUUUACCUCUGUCAGCGAAUGCUACCGCAACGAGAUGCAGCAGCUCUCCGUAGCCUACCGCCGGCAGCUGCGCAAGGCAAGCGACGAAGACAUCACCGAGUCUAGCUUUAUUGCUCCGAGCUCGACCAGUGCGGCUACCUCGGCCAUCCGCAGCGGCACCAUCCGUCGCGGACAACGCGAGAAGACCAUGCGUGGCGUCAAAGACCGCACGGACAUCUCCGGUCAAGAUGGUCUGCAACGCAUCCUGUCAUGCAUCUUCCCCGUGCUACUGCGCGAGCAGAGCUUCAUCUCGGACUUUUUGCAUAUCAACGACAACAACAUCACGUUUGCGGACUACAUGGCGCUGGAACCGUACUUCCGGCGUCGGGCGGCGGGCAUGUUCACAGGCGCAUCCGGCCCGUUGCGCGAGAUGAAGGGCGCGAUGGACCUCAUUUUCGGGUUUGUCGCCAACGAGUUGCAGGCGUUCACGGACGACGCUCUGUCUAAGGACCGCAUGUCGAUCGUCGGCCUCCUCGCCACGCUCGACCGGAGCAUCGUCGAGGCGGAAGAAGUUAGCUGCGAAUCCCUCCAAAAAGUGCUUGCCAAGCUGCAGCUGCGUCUGGCCUCCAAACUGGAGCAGUUCGUAGGGGAGCAGAUCAAGGGCAUCGAAGCGACCAAGUUGACGGUGAAGAAGCGCAAAGGCGUGGUGCACUUCAUGCGCGUGUUCCCCGUGUUUGUCGAUCGCGUCGAGGCGCAACUGAUCAAUACCGAGACGCUGCCGAUCCGCACCGCCGUCGACGGCUACUACAUCCAGAUCUGCGGCGCCAUGUUCGAUGCUCUGCAAACCAUCUCUCGCGUCGAGACGGGUGCCGCCGGAGGGGAUGAAGACAAAGGCCAGCUCAACCACCUCGUGAUCCUCAUCGAGAACAUGUACUAUUUCAUCUCUGAGAUCAACAAGGGCUCUCGCACGCGCGGGGCAUCCAGCUCUGCACUCACUGCCCUCGUCAAACGGGCCGAGACGAUCUACAACGACUCCUUGGGCAGCUAUACGCAGUUUGUCCUGCGCCGCUCCCUUGCCCGACUCAUGGACUUUUCGGAUGGCAUCGGCACACUGCUCCGCUCGACACCCGCGAAAGAAGUCUCGCUCCACGCCGCAUACAGUAAAAGCGCAUUCAAGAAGCUCGUCAAGGACCACACGGCCAAGGACACGCGCAAGGCGGUCGAGGCGCUCAGCAAGCGAGUCGCCAAGCAUUUCGACGACGAUGAGGCGCAGGAGCAGAGCGCGGGCGAAGCCGAGGUGCUUAGCAGGGUGUGGGCGAGUUGCGAACAGGGCUACGUAAGGGAGUUUGAAAGGGGCAUGCGGUUGGGUCAGGACUGCUAUCCGGAUAUGGGAGUGAGUUUUGAGUUGGGUGUGGGGGAGUUGAGGAGGUUGUUUGCCGGAUUGGCGCCGAAGCGCCGAUGA